CAUAGUUACACUUGAUGAUGUGCGGCUACUUUUACGGAAACACGGAAGUCUCCAAAUUUCCAGCACACCCGUCACAUGACUGCCGCGAAAUGGAUGUCUGUUUAGCGGUGGCCUGAGUUGGACUGAAAUCGUCCAGGGUUGUCACAUUUGUGGCGUUGCAUCGUGCCAUGGAGAGAUUGGAAGCCACAUCACAGCUACAGUCGCGGCUGUCUUCACUGUCCUUCUCGUCUUUUCCGGGAACAACAUCCAAACAUUGCGAGAGCAACCCGACGGACAGCCUCCAAAACACAGACCUCUCCAAGAACUUAAGCCAGCCCCCAAAACAAGCUGAUAUGGAUGCAUCUAAGCAGCAAAAAGAGGCCAAUGACGAGGCUCCUGCUGAGCCUGCCUCAGGGGACCAGGGUGAGAAGAACACUGCAGGGAGCCUUCCGCUCUCCUCUGAGAUUAAAGCUGAGAUGCCGCCCCUGAAACCCCCGUCGACGUGGACAUCUGCUGCCCUCAAAGACCUCAAGGCCAAGCUACGAACGGAGAAGGACAGCGUGGUGACGGUGUACCGAGGCGACAUCAUGACCGUGCACGUGCCCACAGUGUCCGAAGCCAAAAAGGUGUGCUGGGAGUUUGCCACGGACGGCUAUGACAUCGGAUUCGGCAUCUAUUUCGAUUGGACUCCCGUCACGAGUCGGGCUAUCACUGUGCACAUCAGCGAAUCAAGUGAUGAUGAAGACGAAGAGGAGGAGCUAGAAGGCCCUGUCACUAAUGACGAUGUGGAGAAGGGCUCCAAAGCACAAAGCAACUCAAACCAGGUGGAGAUUGUACCCGUAUACCGUCAGGACAGCCACUUGUCCGUAUACGGCGGCACCCACGACUUUCCAGGCGAAGGCACUUACCUCUUCAAGUUCGACAACUCCUACUCCCUAUGGCGAAAUAAAACACUUUACUACAGAGUUUAUUACAGUGCCUAAAAUGCCAAAUCUUGAUGAAUGUAUGAUUUAGAGAAGGAAAUGAAUUACUGUUAAGAAUGCUAAAUUAUUUUUCAGUUACAUAUAUACUUAUGAUACAGAGGUUACAUAUAGGCAUAUCUAUUUUUUAUCACUCAGCUUGCGUUGCCAAAUGGUAAAUUUGACAAAGCCUUUCUUUUGCGUCUGUGCCGUCAAUAGAAAACUGUGACACAUCUAUAUGGUAGGAGUGAUCAGGGAAGACCUUCACAGACUUCCUAGCUGCUCUGCGAGUGCUCUAAAGACAUUAUUUACGCAUAUUUUUUUUUUAAAACCACACUUCUAUUGAAGAUAUGAUUUAAUACACAGCUGCAGCAUGUCAGCCGGGGACAUAAAUUAAGAAUGUACCGAAGCAAGCGAUGACAGAUAAUACAAUGUGUGUUUUUUAUGACAACUCCAGCCACUCGUUAUCACGUAAAGCUCUUAUUAUGUAAUAGUGAUUCAAUAUUUACAUAUGCCUGGUCCCCUGCCUUUAAUUUGCUGUUGAGGUUGACUAAAUGUAGUUUGUGCACAAGUCUACUUGAGUGAAGGUCGCUGUGCUUGUAUGUUCUGUGUGUGUCGCUCGUGCUUUUGUUCAAUAGUUGUCAUUUCAAACAGUCUUGUGUCAUUUCAUAAACUGUACUGUGUUUUAAAUUAUGUCAUAUGAAAUUUAUAUUCCACAAUAAAGAUAAUAU
This is a messenger RNA of Dunckerocampus dactyliophorus (ringed pipefish), 1669 nucleotides long. RefSeq names its product transmembrane p24 trafficking protein 8 (gene tmed8). The transcript is spliced from 6 exons. Gene Ontology annotation, cellular component: Golgi membrane. The record is from RefSeq and is a predicted model, not a curated record. NCBI's taxonomy places the organism in Eukaryota, Metazoa, Chordata, Actinopteri, Syngnathiformes, Syngnathidae. The coding region runs from base 168 to 962 and encodes 264 amino acids.